CUUCUAUCAAGAUGCAUAAAAACACCUCCAUAAAUGCCGAUCGGCUUUACCUUCCAAAUGAAAUAUGGACUAUAAUCGCAUACUACCUCCCUCGCAUGCCCGACCAGCCCAGAUGGCUGUCAUGGCGGAAAUAUCGAACAUUGAACUCGAUAUUUAAGAAAGAGGUUGAGGACUUUUAUAUCAAAGAAUAUCUGCAGCAUAUGUGCCUGAUGGUCGACACGGAGAAAUUCCAUACAACCUCUGAUCGACAGUACAUUCCGUUCAAGAAAGACUUUUUCUUCAGUCGCUUUGAGGGAAAUGAGAGUCAAACGGCUGUUAUGGCCAGUUCGGAGAUUGCGCUAAAUAUACCACACACGCCCAUGAUAGAUUCAGCCCUAGAAACCGAGUUAUCCAUGUUUCACGAAGCGGGCUACCAUCCCUUCAUGAUCAUGAGGUUUGCCAAUGGUUUGACGGAUAUGAUGCCAAUGGAUAUCGGAUGGCGUUAUAUCCAAGGCAAUCUGUGCUUUCGUUUCAACUGGCGAACGUACUUCUGCACAUUAUUUUAUGACCUUGAAUAUAUAGACGAGUGGAGUGACCUGCUAGAGAUCCGCAGCUGUGUCCGGUUAUCAGGGGAACUCGAUAACCACCCCUCCAUCGACUCUGAAAGCAUGACUUCACCCUAUGCCAUGUCCACCCUGAUGGAGGCAGCACGAACAACAGAAAUAGGCCAUGAUGGUCGGCUGUUAAUGGCUAGAAGAGACCGCCGAUAUCGACUAGGAGUCAGGUCAGGUCAAUUCCCCCGACACCCUUUCGGUGGUCCGACCAUCUUUUCUCGACGAUUUGAAAGGCUGGAUGAAGAUCGUGUUAUUCGUAAGCUGCAUGAGAGGCAAUAUGAGAUGAAUAGUGCUAGUGGGAGGGUAGUUGUUGAGUGGUAGAUACAUAGUAUGAGGCCAAUAUAUUAAUCAGUUGACAUGAAGGCUGGAUGGACCAUCUAGUGUUUAUCAAUCAUUUGCGUGGAUACAUAUGGUUGUCGAAAAGUGCAAUCUGAACGGUCUUUCAAUAAAAC
This is a messenger RNA of Aspergillus wentii DTO 134E9, 1045 nucleotides long. RefSeq lists its product as uncharacterized. The coding region runs from base 12 to 914 and encodes 300 amino acids. The record is from RefSeq and is a predicted model, not a curated record. NCBI's taxonomy places the organism in Eukaryota, Fungi, Ascomycota, Eurotiomycetes, Eurotiales, Aspergillaceae. The transcript has 3 exons.